This is a messenger RNA of Owenia fusiformis, 2343 nucleotides long. The record is from the annotation of a GenBank genome assembly. Lineage: Eukaryota; Metazoa; Annelida; Polychaeta; Sabellida; Oweniidae.
AAACGAGUAAGGAUAGUAACAUAAAAUAUCGUCCAAGUUAUAAUAUUAGAUGCAUAUAAAAUAAAUGUACGAAGCAUAUUUGUAAUAAUAUUUUAAGAAGAUAUACUUCAUUCAGAAGAAUAAUUCAUUCAUAUUAUAGGUUUUACUUUUUGGCACUAGUAUUUUCCUGGUUGCUACCUAACAACGACAUUUGUAAAUAUUCAAUAUUGAGCAGGUGCCCGUAGGUGAAGAAAUUUGACAAUAUACAAUAAAUUUAGUUGAAUAGCGGUUAAAAUCAUAAUUCCAAAAUGCCAGCGGGAUCUCAAGGCAGUACUGGUCGGCCAAUUACCGAGGAAAUUGAUGAGCUUAAAUCCAAAAUCAAUCUUUUAGAGGGUGACAGGAAAGCAUACUUUGAAAAUGCACAAUGGACGAUGAAAAAGAACCAAGAAAAGGUUAAACAGCUGAGAAAAGACAACAAAGAAGUCAGACAGCGAUUAGCAGACAAACUUUCAGCAGAUGAACAUGUCAUCAACAAAGCUUUCCAGCAGAAGAAGGUGGACAGAGCCUCCAUGAAGAACAAGACAGGCAGGGAAGCCAUCACGACCAUGGAUUAUAAAGUGUGUGACACGAUUAAACGCCUGAAUGCACUCAAACAUCAAACAGCCAACAAGCAGAAGAAACUUGAAGAGGUCCAAACACAAUACAACCAGAUGGUGAAAGAUGCUUCUGAUGCGAUAGAGACAGACUCAGGUGAAUCACCAGAUGCUCAAAGGCUGAGGAAUCUGGAAAAUCGACUUGAUAAAUCUAAACUGAAGUGCAAUGAAGCAGACCAUAUUCGUAAAACAUAUGAACAGAUCAGAGGGAAACUCCAAGAGGAGCAUCUUACAUUUGAAAAUAAUCUUGAAGAGGUAGAAAAAGAAAUCCGCAGAUUGCGUACAGAGUGUAAAGAGAUGCGCUCCAUGCAAAAUGACGCUACUAUAUCCAAGGAAUCUGGUCAGGCAGAACUAAGGAAACAUGAAGAAGUUGUAUAUGCAGAGAGAAAGAAGAGAGAAAUUGAACUGCAAAAGAUGAAGAAAGAGGCGGAUGAAAAGAAGAUGCAACAUGAAAGAAUCGAAAAGAGAAUUGCACAGAGAGGCUCACUCACUCAGGAUGAGCUGACUCCAGCAGAGAAGGCUGCCCUCACAGGAGAAGACCAACAGCAAAAGAUCAGCACAUAUGAAGAGGCUUUCAAGCGCAUCAAGGAAGCAACUGGGGUGUCAGACACCAAGGAGGUUGUGAAGAGGUUUGAAAACCAGGGAGACACCCAAGCGCAUCUUGAAGAACUGAAGAAGAACUCAGAGAAACAAAUCUCCAGGUUGAGGGAGGAGAAAGAAAGACUACAACAGGAGUUUGAAGAAAUGAAAUAUUCUGGAGAGGCAAAAUUGUCAAGUGGUCAGCGAAUGCUAGAAGAGUUCCAGAACCAUCUUGCAGAGGAAGAGAAGAGACGUGAUGAGGCUCUUGAGAGACUGGAUAGAGCCAGUAAGAUCCUGAUCAGUGUUAAGGCUGGAGUGGAGCACCUUGCUGACAAGCUGCAACAUCUAAAAGCUAACAAAGGCCAUGUUCCAACAGCGCAAAUUUCAUCAACGUCAGAUGAAUACGUCCUUGAUUUGCUUUCUGUAUCAGAGGAAAAAUUACUAAAAUUACUUGAAGAAUUGGACGGCAAAGAUCUAAGUGAAGUGCUUAAACAGAUGGAGGAGGAAGAGUUCCAUGCAAACAUGGAGGGUAAGCUGCCACAGUACAACACAAGGGUGAAGUUACCACAAUCUCAAAGAGACAAUGUUUAUGAUGGUGAUGAUAGGAUGUAUGAUGAAGAUGACAGUGGAGAUGACGAUGGUGAUGUCCUAUCAAGAAACCACAUCAAACGUCAAGCCCAACAACUUGUGGACUCUAAAAAUAAGCGAAAAAUUGUUAAACGUAAGAAGAAAACAAAAUAAACCACCAAUCAGAUCUCAGAGUUUGGAUUAUAUGGACUGAGGAAGAAGUGCAUAAUGAGAAGACACGUUCCACUUCAACCCUUUGGAUAAGUGAUUCAGUGUUUGAGUUCCACACUCUUCUUUGUACUGAUAAACAUAUAACCUCACCAAGUCACGCAGCUAGAGCCUGAAAACUCUCAAAAUGGUUCUUGAUAUGGAAAUAUACAAGUGACUUGUGUUCAACACAGUGUGUUACUUUAACUAAAAUUGUACCAUGUGAGAGAAAUGUACCAGAAGACAAAUGGACCAGGUGAUUGAUAUAGAGACAGUAUGCUAAUGAAGCAGCAUUUAACAAUUCAAAAGAUCGCUAUUUUACUUUUUUGAACAUUUCAAAGCUAAGGACACUGCUUGG